GGAACAGUGACCUCACGAUGUUUAACAGCUACGACAAAAAUAUAGGUAAAAUCGGAUUAAAUUAUUGUGAACGUUGAAAUCAAAAAUUUAGAUAUUUAACCCACGGAGAUAUCUUCCUAACAAAAUGUGUCUGGCCUUUCGAACUUUUUAUCUAAAUUUUUCGAUUACAAAAAAAUCCACUGGCAAUUUCAUCAAGUGGUCUGUUUCCAGAUGUCAUUAACAACUGCCUAGAGCGAACCAAAAAUUAUGAUCUGAUCUUAUCAGAUGCAGAGCACAAGAUGAUAAAAGAAUUCAUCAACAUUCUAAAUGUUUUCGAAAAGGCGACCGAUGUCUUCCAAGGCUCAAAGUACCCGACACUAAAUUUGACAAUCAUAUUUUAUGUCGAAAUCAAAGACAGUUUGGAAAGACUAUCGAAAGAAAAGUCAUUUUCCCAAAUUGCUCAACGUGCCGUCGCCAUAUUGCUGAGUCGUUUUGACGAGCGUUUUAAAUUGAGCGACGACAUGAUUUUGGCAUCGUUUCUUGAUCCAUCCAUGCAACAUCUUCCAAUUAUCAAAGAAUAUUUUGAAAAGCAUGGGAUUGAUGUGAUAACCAUGCUGCAUGAAAAAUGGGUCAAAUACGACCUCACCGCAGGAGUUGGUUCAUCAACCGUGAAUCAAAAAUCCACUGGAAUCAAGCGAAAAGCGCCAGAGCCUAUCAAUGACGCGAAGAGAAUUCGUUUGGAAUUGAUUGAGAAGCAUUGUGCAGUAGGCGCAACUGUGGGACAUUCUCCCAUUGAUUGCAUUCGAAGAGAGGAGAACAAAUACACCUCCAUUAUAGGUGUAAAUAUUCUAAAAGUGGACGUCCUCCAGGAAGGAAGCGACAAAAAACCUGGAGGAAAUUAUUUCACCAAACCAUCACCAGAGAGAGAACUGAACGUGCACAACGAUACUACCCUAUACAAACCAAUGAAAGUCAAUAGAUAG
Messenger RNA from Bradysia coprophila, 962 nucleotides. RefSeq lists its product as uncharacterized. Lineage: Eukaryota; Metazoa; Arthropoda; Insecta; Diptera; Sciaridae. The record is from RefSeq and is a predicted model, not a curated record.